GAGAAUGUUUUGUGCCGAUAGUCUCGGAGUGAGCCUAGAGGCAGUGUUAUAUGGAAUGAUUUGGAAGUUAUCUCAUGAAACGAAUUGCUUAGGAGAGUAAUCGCUGUUGGUGCUUCGCACUGGCCCGUGGAGUUUCAGUUGGUGAAUGAGUCUCGUUCCGUGUGGAUGUUUCUUUUGUGUCUCGGUCGGAGGUGUUUUUUCUUUCUUUUAAUGUUUUAAAAUCGUUCAGCACUUUCUUGGAGGUUUUUGGAAGAAUUUUUGGGUUAUUGAGGGUGUCCUUCGGUGUUUUUUUUUUGUGCGCGGAAGAAAUUUGUUGCUUAGGCCUUUUGAUCCAAUUCUGUUUUGGGUUGAAAAUCUAUUAAAUUUCUCAAGUUACAAAAUCAACUUUUGAGGCGGGAAAAAAAGGUCACCAUGAGCGUUUCUUGGGGAUAUACAGCAACGAAUGGUCCACAGAAGUGGCCAGAGUGGUUCCCUUCGGCAUCUGGCCAUCGUCAGUCGCCCAUCAAUAUCACAACAACAGCCAGUAAGCAGGACAGUGACCUGAAAUCUCAGCCACUUCGAUGGAAGUACGUUCCGGACAAUACCCGAAGCCUGGUCAAUCCUGGCUACUGCUGGCGCGUAGAUGUCAAUGGGAAGGGAUCAGAAUUGACUGGAGGACCUCUGGGCACGGACAAAUACCUUCUGGAGCAGUUCCACUGUCACUGGGGAUGCUCCAACAACAAAGGAUCAGAGCACACAGUCGAUGGAGUCUCCUACUCCGGGGAGUUGCAUCUGGUCCACUGGAAUUCCACAAAAUAUCCCUCCUUCGGCGAAGCAGCCAAACAGCCCGAUGGUCUGGCUGUUCUGGGCGUCUUUCUCAAACCUGGGAAGCAUCAUGCGAAUCUGGACAAAAUCGUGCAGCUAAUGCCCUUCAUCACACACAAAGGCGACAGAGUGACCCUGCCCACUCCAUUGGAUCCGGGAACUCUUCUGCCGCCCACUUCUCGAGCCUACUGGACUUACUUGGGCUCCCUCACGACUCCUCCGUGCUCAGAAUCGGUGAUUUGGAUCAUUUUCAAGGAGCCCAUUGAGGUGUCUGAGGAGCAAUUGAAUGCCUUCCGGAAGCUACGGUGCCACGAUGUCUGCGAAGAUACUCCACGAGGGGAUCCGGCUUCUUCCUUCUCAGACGGUCUCGUGAUGAAUAACUACCGUCCACCGCUGCCGAUGGGCAACAGAGAACUGCGAGAAGUCGGUGGCCACUGAAAAGGGAAGGAGAGAGUCAUCCUGAAAAGGGGAUGAGAUCAUGCUCAAAACAAAAAAGCCAUAGCUAGAAAGAGUGCUUUCUCGAAACUUUUACUAAUGUUGAAGCUGUAUUUUUUUUGUCCAGGAAGUAGAUGAAGCACAUUCUCCGGAUUUGGAGGAUGUCUGAAGGAGGAGGAGGAACUGCACAAGAGAUAUUCUGUUUUAAUCGAAAAAGCCUUUAGAAGUGCCUAAAUUUAGUGAAUAGACUUAGUUAAAUUGUACCACUGAAAAUGUUCUAAAUGGGGCACCAGAUGCUCUUGCAUCUCCUGACCCUUUUGUAUUUCACUUUUAAUUUACUGCAAGUUAUAUACUGUAUAAUUGGUGUUGGUGGAAAAUUUAUUUACCAUUUUUUUAAGGGUUUUAACUAACCUUGAGAAAAUUUUAUCAUGUGAAAGUUGAAAAUGUUUUUUGAGUAGAAAAUAAAACUGUGAUCUAAAA
Messenger RNA from Phlebotomus papatasi, 1719 nucleotides. RefSeq names its product carbonic anhydrase 13 (gene CAH1). The coding region runs from base 412 to 1242 and encodes 276 amino acids. Gene Ontology annotation, cellular component: cytoplasm. The transcript is spliced from 4 exons. Lineage: Eukaryota; Metazoa; Arthropoda; Insecta; Diptera; Psychodidae. Gene Ontology annotation, molecular function: zinc ion binding; carbonate dehydratase activity. The record is from RefSeq and is a predicted model, not a curated record.